UGAAGCCGUUCGGUUGGGGUUGGGUUUCCCGGAGCACAACGACUGAGACGUCCAAUUGCGGGCGAAGCGAGUGCGGACCCGUCGGUAGUGCGGUUCCCACAUCCCGCGAGGGACCGGGCCACGAAAAGGGGGAAGCGUGUGUGUGUGUGCGUGAAGGUGCUGCCGGAAGAUGGGACAGAAGAACAGUAAGCCUUCUGGUCCCAUGGGUGGGGGAACUAGUGGUGAGGGUAUAGCUAUACCCUGUAUUCCCCCAGACAGUCCACUGGGACUCAUGAUUAAGAAUCUGAAUGAUUCCCAUUCUAGGCGGGGAAAAAGUAAAGUUAAAAUGAUUCAUUAUUGUGUAGAAGUAUGGGGCAAUAAGCCCAUAAAAGGGGAGAGUGUAUUUUGGCCCCUUUUUGGCUCCUCUAAGGACUGGGUAUGUCAGGCCCUUAACCUCUGUGUAAAUGCUAGGAGCCUUUUAGUUCAGAGCAAAGUGAGUAUGCCCACCUCUGGAUAGCCUCAGAGACGAGGAGGCAUUUAUAUCACCUAAAAGAAAAAGGAGGGCGGGAGGAGAAGGGAUUUAGAAGUCCCAGUGUCACCACCGCCCUACAUACCCGCACCCACGGCCCCGUCUUCCAGGGGGCCGGGAGCACCGACCCGCCCUCUCGCUACGCCUCCCCUCCCCGACCUUCCCCUCUCUCCUCUCCCCGCGGCGCCGGUCCCGUCCGCUUCCGAGUCCGGGCCGUCCGAUCGGUUGCCGGGCGGUUUGGGUCCCGUGCGGGCGGGGCGGUCCGAGCCGCGUUUAUUCUCCCGAGCGCAGCGGCCACCAGGCGCCGGGUUACGGAGGGAAACCCCGGGGCCCCACUGGGGGACGCUCCCCCCGAGGGUCGCCGGGGCCGGCUGGCAGGUGCCGGGUUUCCCCUCGACGCGCCGUCCCGUCCGUCGGGCAGCCGGGCGGGCGGGCGAAGGCACCUCCGCGGAGCCUUCGGGUUGUUUCCCUCACCCCAGGGCCAGGUACCUAGUGUCCGUAGUGCCCGCGCCUCCGCACGUCCGUCGGCCGCGGAGCCGGGCGGAGGUUUUAAAAACAACAACAAAAAAAAAGUUCGCUCCGCGCCCCGGUCUGCGAGAGAGAAGGGGUGUGUCAGGGGCUCUGUUUGCUGGGACCCGAGGACAGAAUGGGCCCUUGAUAAAAUUAAAAGUGGGUCCCCCAACGCAAGGAAAUAGAAUUCCUUGUAGAUCCAGGGGCUGAAAGAUCAACAAUCCAAACACUGCCCUUAGGAUGUAAAGCCUCUGCAAAAAAGUACAGGUGAUCGGGCAAAAAGGGGGAACCAUUUGGGGUCCCUGUUAUAAAAAGGGUGUUGAUUGAAUCAGACCUGAGGCCAAAUGCAAUCUAUUAGGUAGGGACUUCAUAGUAGAAUUAGGAAUAAGCUUAGAAGUAGUAGAUAAAAGAUUAGAGAUUCGGUUAUGUCCUCUAAGAGUAGAGGAUGGGGUAGUACACGCUUUUGGGAAAAUAUAGAAGGAGAGAAGACUUAGAAAAUUAACAAGGAAAGGGGUUAAUUCAUCAAGAAUUGAUCCUUCAGGUUUUAAAAGCUAUCAGAGAACCAAGGGAGAUUGCAGUAGUACAUGUAAGGGGUCACCAACGAGGACUGGAUCCUCAAACUAGAGUUAAUAACCUAGCUGACCAGGAGGCCAAAAAGGCUGCUCUUUUGUGUGUGUGUAUGAGGUGACCGAAAGGGGGGCUGCCCGGCUAUGUUUGCAGAGGGUGGGUCAGAUCCUCUUCCCCUGUUCUGUUUUAUGACUGUGGAGAAAGAAAAGAUGAUACAAAUGGGAAUUUGGGAAAAUGAAAUGGGAAAAUGGACAUUACCUGAUGGAUGGGUGGUUUUACCAAAAUCAGUAGCUAUGAGGGUGUUACGGAGGUUCCAUGAACAAACACAUUGGGGUGCUCAGGCCUUAGUGGAUCAGUUUGCCAAUAAUUAUAUGUGUAUAGGGGUAUAUAACAUAGCAAAGGGGAUUGUUAAUGGAUGUGUGACUUCCCGGAGGGUUUAUGCAAAGAAUAUGAGAAAAAGAAUCCCAGGAGGGUGAGAAUUGGCUUAUCGACCCUUCGCAAGGAUCCAGUUGGACUUUACUGAACUCCCUAAAACUGGGAGAUAUAAAUACUUAUUAGUGAUUGUAGACCAUCUUACAAACUAUGUUGAGGCAUUCCCUACGGCAAGGGCUACAGCACCAAUGGUAGUAAAGAUACUAAUAGAAAAUAUAAUUCCUCGAUAUGGAAUUAUAGAAGCAAUAGAUUCUGACAGGGGACCUCAUUUGUGUCAAAGGUUACACGUGACACAAUGAAAAUUCUAAGGAUUAAAUGGGAAUAUCAUACUCCUUGGCACCCUCAGAGCUCUGGUAAAGUAGAACGAAUGAAUGGGGAAAUUAAAAAACAACUUAGAAAAUUAAUGAUAGAAACUAAGACAUCUUGGAUAAAAUGCUUGCUGUUAGCUCUGUUAAAUAUAUGUGUGAAACCCAGAACUGAUCUGGGAAUUUCACCUUUUGAAAUGCUGUAUGGUAUGCCCUAUAAUCUUGAAAUACCUCUUGGUCACCCCCAUUUACAAGAUGAUCAAUUAAAACCUUACCUUAUACAAUUAAUGAAUGGGUGCAAGGAACUACAAGAAGGAUCUGAUUGCACAGCGGUCCCCAUUGGAGAUAGCAAUCCAUAGAAUAUAGCCAGGGGAUGGGGUGCUAAUAAAAACCUGGAAAGAAGCUGCACUAACACAACAAGGGGAAGGUCCCUAUGUUGUUUUAUUUACUGCAGAAACAGCUAUUCGAACCGCAGAGAGAGGAUGGACUCAUGCCAGCCGUGUUAAAGGACCCAUCGGUGACGAGAAGUGGGAGGUAGCCCCCGGGAGUGACGACCUGAAACUUACACUGCGACAAGCCCAAUGGGUAUUCCAGGUAAAGGCUCCCCCUGAAGAACACUACUGCUGCCGAGAAGAACUAAAAAAACCCCUCGUAGCUGGUUGCAACCCAGUUGACGAGUGAGGCAGAGGAGUGAAUUGUGGGGAAAGAUGGGCCUUAGGGGUAUCCAUUGGUACUUGGGGAUUCUCACAGUGAUCACAUUUUGUAUAGCAGCACAACGCCACCCACACCAAGCUUCCUUACAUCCCUGUGUGACCUGGUACCUAUACAGCCCAGUCUAAACCAAAAGGGUUACUAUUUUUGCCUAAGCUCAAACCUAGGGAGGGGAUACUGUAACCACCCAGGCUCAUAUUACUGUGCCUAUUAGGGAUGUGAAACUAUUGCCUCAGAUUGGGCACCUGGGAGGAGAGGCCGUGUCCCAGCAGGGCCUGGCCAGGCUCGGCAAGGAGUCCCAGGGCAGUCACGGGCCGAGCCUGGCUGUGCCCUGGGUUGGUGGGAGCCGCUGAGGCUGCUAGGGAUGCUCCCCUCUCACUCGCUGCUUUCUGUGCCCAUACAGAAGGAAAGGUCCAAACGUCCCAAACAGAGGAAGUGCCAACACGGAGCUAACCAGGCAAAUUCUAGAGUUUGGGACUUGUGCACGUCUUCACAGCACGCGAGGAUGCACUCCUCAGUGCCCAGUCAGACGGAUGACACCUAUGAAGCCAUCCAAUGUUUUUACAGAACUGUUCAAGACUCCAACAGAUGCUUGGACAGGCUCAUGUUGCAAAUGCCUGAGGGCAGCAAUGAGGGCAGCAAUGAGGGCAGCAACGAGGGCACCAUCACCUGUUGUGGGGAUAUGAAGACACCUUGCCCACAACCAAAGUCCCAGGAGCGGGACCUGCCCUUGGUGGAUGAGGCUAUGAGAAGUCUCCUGGAGCAUCCUGACAUGAAAAUGCAGGCACCAGAGCACCUGCAGAAGAGCCUCUCAGAGCCUAAUCUGGGGCACAAAGACUCCCAGCUUCCACAUCCACUGAGGCAAACAAGGAGGUCCGCUCGCUUGCCCUUCCAGCGCAGGCACAUGCAGGCUCAGGCAUGGAGGUCAUCAGCAGAGGCCUUUGGCCAACGGCAAAAAUCUGCCUCCCUGAUGGACACACGCAAACAAGAAACAAUGCGUACAGUCCAUGCUGACUGCUACAGACUGUGUGAACAGCCUGACAACCAGGAGAACAGGUUGAUGUAUCAAUAUCUGGAGCAGUAUGCAUACGUUGAGAGGAAGAAGCGGGACUUUUUCACACCACACCGCGUCCUGCCUAGCAAUGAAGGAUCCAAGGGUGUGUCUCCAUCUGACCCUGUAGCCCAGCUUGAUGCAGGAAGAGCAAAAGUAGGAGAGAGAAAUCCACCUGCGGACAGGGCCAGUAAGCAGCAGGGCCAGAAAAAUACCACUGCUGCUCAAGAGCCAAAGGGGCUCCCUGGACAUACCCUUGCGGGAAGUAGAUCUUCAGUUGCGUCAAGCAGGAUUGUGCCAAAGGAUGAGCCAUUCAGGCCCCAGUCAGCAAAGCCAGAGGCGAGGCCCAAGCACGUGGCAGAACAACACAGGACACAAAGGUCAGAGACUCUAUCUCAGCUGUGUACAGGCUGCUGUGUGCCACGCUUUCUGUGCCGCUGCAUUCAGCGUGCCUGGGCCAAGCUCAAAGCAGCCAGCAAGGCCCUCUGUUCCAAGAUCAGAAAGGGAAGCGAGAAGCUCUCCAGGAAGGGAAAUAAGCCCUUCACAAACAACAGAUCCUCAGAGCCAACAAGGCUGGACGCGAGUCAUCAUGGGAGCAGACAAUCACUGACACCUCUGGCCAAAAUGAAAACCGCAAGUCCAUUUCUGGAGGGAACAAAGAAGGACUUGGUGGCAUCCGAAGACAAGUCUUUCAGUGCUGACAGUGACGUCACAGCUGCCAGUAAGCUCACAGCUGCCAGCAAGGUCACAGGCGCCAGCAAGGGAUCAAGCCAUGGUGGCAGCAGCCACAGGCACUCGGGCAUGCAGUCGCCAGUUCUCUCUGGGACCAGUAUUCCAGUCUCCCUCCUUCAGGAUGUAGCAGCAUGUCCUGCAGGAGGGAGAUUUGAAUAUUGGUCCCAGAGAGAUUUGGAGGCUCUGCGGGAGGGAGACCAGAAUGUUCUCCCUCCUCUUCACAGUGCAGAUCAUCAGCCAGAGGGGCUCCUGUGCAUUGAUGUCCCUAAGGACAUCAACCGAUGUCACUGCAGGAGGAAGCUCACAGAAUAAUGCAAAGUCCUACAAACUACGUAUCCCAGUGGACUUUGCAUUAUUCUGCAUGUAUGUAUAUGUAGUGCUAUUGCUCCGGUCAAUAGUGUUAUUGUCCGGAGCAAUAGCACUACACCCAGGAUGCUUUCCUGCAGAGAAAGCACUCCUCCACCAAGCAGAGAGCCUCAUGUCUGCCAGAGCCUCCAGUUCUCUCUGGGACCAGUAUUCCAAUCUCCCUCCUUUAGGAUGUAGCAGCAUGUCCUGCAGGAGGGAGAUUUGAAUAUUGGUCCCGGAGAGAUUUGGAGGCUCUGCGGGAGGGAGACCGGAAUGUUCUCCCUCCUCUUCACGGCUCACGGCUCUCUGUCCCUAAGGACAUCAACCGCUGUCACUGCAGGAGGAAGCCCACAGAAUAAUGCAAAGUUUUACAAACUACAUAUCCCAGUGGACUUUGCAUUAUUCUGCAUGUAUGUAUAUGUAGUGCUAUUGCUCCAGUCAAUAGUGUUAUAGAUGGGGAAUAUAAAUAAUGAAAAAUCAUAAAAAUUAGCCUCUCUCUAUUGCCACUUCUAAUGUGAGAAGUCUAGCCAGGGUUUUUGGAUUCUGUGAUUUUAUUUGACUUACGUAUUUUAAAUUUUUUUUUAAUUUCUUUAAUUAUUUCAAAAUAAAAUAAUUUCUCCUCA
Molecule: messenger RNA, 5784 nt
Organism: Coturnix japonica (Japanese quail)
Lineage: Eukaryota; Metazoa; Chordata; Aves; Galliformes; Phasianidae
Source: RefSeq, a predicted model, not a curated record